Oreochromis niloticus (Nile tilapia) is the source of this 6028-nucleotide messenger RNA. It is a transcript of the gene dennd1b, whose product is annotated as DENN/MADD domain containing 1B. Gene Ontology annotation, molecular function: phosphatidylinositol phosphate binding; guanyl-nucleotide exchange factor activity. NCBI's taxonomy places the organism in Eukaryota, Metazoa, Chordata, Actinopteri, Cichliformes, Cichlidae. The coding region runs from base 353 to 2980 and encodes 875 amino acids. Gene Ontology annotation, biological process: endocytosis; endocytic recycling. Gene Ontology annotation, cellular component: cytosol; nuclear speck; intracellular membrane-bounded organelle. The transcript is spliced from 23 exons. The record is from RefSeq and is a predicted model, not a curated record.
CGGCGGGCGGACGAGCAGCAGCCGCUCACUGCAGCAGCCAAGGUACUCGUCUGACGCGCUGACGUCACCAAAUCUUUGACAGCACUUCCUGGAUGGUGUUUGUUGUGGGAAAUAGCCGCGGCGGCGCUGAAUCGGGGAAUUAGGCCACAUAAGCGGCAGGAAAGACGGCACCGACUGCCACGAUAUCGCACCUCCAGGCAUGCGGACGCGGCACCUUCCGAGCAGUGUCCGAUAAACGCGCAGCAGAGACGGGCUGAGGCUGAAAGAAGGACGAGGUGGAAAUACUGUCGGACAGCCCUCAGAGCAAAGCCCCCCCGACAGCACGGAGCUGUCGCGAUGUUGUAACUAAACCAUGGACAGCAGGAUAAAGGAGAAUCCAGACAGAACAUUUGAUCUGGUUGUACAGGUGGCGUGUCCAGCAUCUGAAAAUGAGGAUCCAACCGUGCUGUGGAGCUUCCCCCAGGACCACACAGACCAGGAGGUCCUUCAGACGAUACCAAAGUUCUGCUUUCCCUUUGACGUGGAAAGGGUCUCCCAGAGUCAGGUGGGGCAGAAUUUCACCUUUGUGCUGACGGACAUCGACAGCAAACAGAGGUUUGGUUUCUGCCGACUCACCCAAGGCUGCCGGGUCUGCAUAUGUCUGCUCAGUUACCUACCCUGGUUUGAAAUCUACUACAAGCUUCUAAAUACCCUGGCAGACUACUUAUCCAAACAACAGGAAAAUGACUUGAACGACGUCCUGAACUCUCUGUAUGAUCUGCCUGUGCCAAAGCCCUUCACGCCAGUCAACCUGAGUGUGAAUGAGCAGUUGUAUAUUGCCACUGGGCAAGUACUGAGAGAUCGGCGAAGCAAGGAGCCGCACUCCUACUUCAUCGCCCCGGAUAUCAAUGGACUGCCAACUAUCCCUGAGAGUAGAAACCUGACAGAGUACUUUGUGGCCGUGGACAUCAACAACAUGCUCCAGCUCUACGCCAGCAUGCUGCACGAACGGCGCAUCAUCAUUACCUCAAGCAAGCUUAGCACUUUAACUGCGUGUGUCCACGGUGCCGCCGCUUUGCUCUUUCCCAUGUACUGGCAGCACAUCUUCAUCCCUGUGCUGCCCCCGCAUCUUCUGGACUACUGCUGCGCCCCUAUGCCGUACUUUGUGGGAGUUCAUCUUAGUCUGCUCGAGAGAGUGCGCAGUCGAUCGCUGGAGGACGUGGUCAUCCUGAACGUGGACACAAACACCCUGGAGAGCCCUUUCGACGACCUGCACAACCUCCCGGGUGACGUGGUGUCCUCGCUGAAGAGCAAGCUGAAGAAGCAGUCGACAGCGACGGGAAGUGGUGUGGCGAGGGCCUUCCUGAGAGCGCAGGCCGCUCUGUUUGGAUCCUACAGAGACGCUCUCAGAUAUAAACCUGGAGAGCCAAUCACGUUCUGUGAAGAAAGCUUCGUGAACCAUCGUUCGAGCACCAUGAAGAACUUCCUGUCCAUGGCUGUCAACCUGCAGCUCUUCAAACAGUUCAUCGACGGACGGCUGGCCAAAUUGAACGCAGGCCGUGGCUUCACUGACGUGUUUGAAGAAGAGAUCACAGAGGGGGGCUUCUGUGGAAGUAAUUCACGGUCUUACCAGCAGUGGAUGCACACUGUAAAGAGAGGAGGAGCGCUCUUCAACACAGCCGUGUCAAAGGCCAAGGUUCAUGCUAAGAAGGGUAUCCGGGACUUUAAGGGCAUACUUAAAGCAAGGGACGAUGAAGAGGAGGGAAUAACGGUCUAUCCAGGAUCUCCAACCAGUACCAAGAGCCUGUCUCCAAGGAGACUGCAGAAGAUGAGACGGCAUAACUUCAGCAAGUCUCCCAUGAGCAUGGGCCCUCGAGAGCUGGGCUAUGGGCUUGAUGAUGAGGAGCUGGACAAUGCAAGCAAGGUCUCCUCAGAGGACAGCGGCGACGUCCCGUCCUACAAUGAGGACAGCGAUGACUCGUACUCCCUCGAUCUGGACAUCGACUCCUCUCAGUCGGGCCAGAUGAACCUUCUGGAGGAAAUCUUGGAUUCUCUGACGACCACGACGAUGGACCAAGGAAGACUGAGUGCUGCCAAGAGUCUGGACUUCUUCUUGUCCAUGGAUGAUUUAGACUACAAAGCCCCGACCAAGCCCACGCCCUGCAGCGAGUCCAAACCUGCAGACGAGAGCAGCUGUAGUGGAGGCGGCGAUCAAGGCGGAUGGAAUACGGGUCAGGAUGACACUGUGGUCCACGGGAAACACCUUCCACCAUCCCCACGCAGGCAGCCCACCAAGAGCAGCCUGAAGAUGUCCAAAAAACCCGCAGCAGUUCCUGCGGCGCCCACUGCUAGCCCACCAGCCCAGAGCGCCGACGUCUCAGUGCCGAAUCCUCAUCAGCCCUCGCCCGCCGAGCCCCACCCCAACCCGCUGCUUCCAGCGCGGAAACCGGGAGAUCGUUUCUCUUACUCGCCGGCGCUGUCCCAUCGAGUUGCACCCCUCGGGUCGUCCCCCACUCUCUCACAAACCUACAGUUCCCCAGCAUCUGCUUCUGACCCAAGCUGCUCUCCUGCACCGGGGGUGCGGGCGCGGACCAUCUCGGACCCUCAAAGCGGCUCGGAGCCUCAGCAGGCCAAGAACCAGACUGCCUCGACCUACGUGCUCAGGAGGAAGGUCAUGUCCAAGGAGACGACGAGGCAGUACCAGCAGAAGGCCCUCCAGAGGCGGGAGAGCAAGGAGGGUAUGGGGAGCCCGUCCAGGACCAGCCAUUCAGCCGUGCAGGUCCCCUGGGAGAAGGAGAUGUCCAAAGAGGGGCUCCUCGGGCUCGGCCUGUGUUUGGGUCAGGGUAAAGGCUCGGGGGCCCCCGCGGUGCAGGAUCAAGGCCUCCUGGAGGAGAUCGACUCCACAUGUUGCCUCGGCACGGUCCUCCACACCAGCCUGCAGCUCUCGCAAGUUAACAACAGUCACCACCAGGUGCAGGGCAAAGCUGCAGACGACUCCUGAGUCUGUAAAACGCAGCAGGUUUUACUCUUCUUUUACGAUUAGCAGCUAUCUGAAACAAAACGAUUCUUUUUCCCCUUUGUUUUUAAUCUCGACACUCGGCUGCGAGUAUAAGUCCAAACCUGCCAACACAAACACAAAGCCACCGAGCGAGGAGCAGGGAGAGGGCGUGGUGCGCCGCAGAGAUCUCCCUCUAUGAGCCAUCUGCAUAUUUUAAACUCAAACCUGAUUUAUAGCGAUUGGAAAAAAACCCAAAUCAACUUGUCAGUUUUCUGAAACUAAACGUCGUCGGCUCUUUCCUCUGGAAUCGGAUGCAAGAACAGCGUCUCAUGAACUGUGGUCAAAAACACAAACCACGGCCAAACUGUUACAUCCUCAUUUAAUCUGUUUCACCAGUUCAUGACUUGUUUAAAAAAGUACAACUGCAAACAAAAGUUACUUAAGCAGAUGGAGAUUUUCAGUAUUUCUUUCUAAUGAUCUUUAAUAACGUUUUGUGUCAUCUAGUAUUUUUCACAUAUUCACCCCAGACGAUGCACUAAACGCAUUUUCGAUAAAGUUGCGGCUGACGGAGGAGUUUGGAAAAGCCUCCGGAGCGUGUCAGGAGUAAGAAGGGACGCUGCAUCGCUCCAAACAUUUCACAUGAUGAAUUUGCACAUGUGGAUUAACAGCUGAUGAUUCCUACCAGGUACUAAAAUCUUUAGCAAAAAAGCAAGUGAGGCGGGCUUUUUGAAACUCGCCGUGUGACAUGUUUGCCUUACACGGACAUGUGAUUUUUUUAAACUCUGGUGUCUUAAUCUACAGAUGCCACAGCGGGUACUUUGUAAUCAGAAUCACUGAGUCGGGCAGAUCUUUUGUCGGUUUAAUAAUUAAUGAUACAUGAUGUGCUUUAAGCUGCUGUCAGUCGCGGUCCACAGUGAUGUCCAAAUCUCCUCAGGACACUUUUUUUUUCUCCACACUGAAGAGACGCCAGUCAAAGGUCUGAGAAAGCCAGUAUCCCUGCUCCAGGUUUCUCUCCCCCAUCACGACUUUCACUUUGACCUUAAAAAUACGGCCAGUUGUUGCCGAUUUCGUGAAGUUUUAUGCAGGUGAAAAAAGGUGAACUUUCUAGGAGGUGCUCUAUAUUUUUACGAUGAACAAAUCCCCUGAAAAGACCAAAACUAGCAGGCUUUAGUUGUGUCUCUCGGCACUAUCAGACUCCUGUGUUUGCCUGUGUUGUUUCCAGCUGCAGAUUAUUCAGCCUUUGGCUUCACCGUGGCUGGUUUUUGGUCUAUUCACAGUAUUUGCUGACGUAUCUUUCUUCGCCUUUCUCACACGAGGGAAUAACGGUCUGUGUCUGCGUAGGUCGGAGUCACGCUGUAAUAUAAUGCAGCGGUUGAUGAUUGUACUGUAAUGAAGCAAUAUAGUUCUCCUCAGAGUAGCUACAUGGAUGUAAUGUGCACAGAGUCUAAAGUAUUCCUGUAACAGACUCUCCUGUGGAGAGAAACGCCGCGUCCAGCCAUCGCGGCUUCCCAUCAUUCACUGCGUCACCGCAAACCCAGAAAGAAGGAGCGCUUUUUUUCCCUUCUUCUUUUCGGGAAUAUUACAUUUAUGGUUCGUUGUUCUUAUGAUUUAUGCCAGACGCCAGUCGGUGUGGCAGUUUAAUAGCAGCCAUUUCUCCACUUUCUGAGUGCUGCUCUGCGUUAACGAUUUGCUCAUAAAAUCACUGGCGUGCUUCUAAAAGCCCAAGAAUCGGUUAGCGAAUCCAAAAAGGAGAAAAAAGCAAAACACACUCCAGAAGCAUUUGUGUGCUGCCCUUUAUGCACUGUAAACAUUAAGAAAAUACUUCUGUACUAUGCAAACAUUUCAAAUACUAAAGUUUCUCUGAGAGUGAUUCGAUUUUACUUUAAUAUAAAGUCCCGAUUGGACUGCUUUCUGCCCCCGAAUGAAUAAACAAACACAUUUAAAGAGGAAGCUGGUUGGUGUGCUGUGCCUUAUGCAGUCCGAGGUACGCUGUUGUAGGAAGGUGGGCUGUGCGGUGUUUCUGACCACGGCGAGGAGCGAGAGCCCCGCCCGGACCCGAGAAACUAACCUGACAUGAACUCGCGUUGUUUUCGUAGCCGUGUGUUUUUGCGCUCCAGCUGGUUUCACUCAGUGUUUUUAGGGUUUUUCUUUGCUGCGGCUGGGAAUCUUCCCGCUCGUGUUUAAGAGAAGAUCUCUGGGUUACUUUAUCCUUCUGUAAAUUAGGUACUUUUCCUUUGAUUGUUAGCUGAUUCCUUAUGUUGUGUGUGCUCUUUUUUUAAAUAAAAAACUUGUGCUGAGCUUAUUCUGUAUUUAAAAAAAAGAACAAUUCUCAGAGGAGUUAAUUUCAUAAUGAAAAAGUUAUUUUCAGCUGCAUAGACGUGUAUUUUUGCUGGCUUGAGUAUAUUUUACAUGGAUAAUAUAUGAUCGGUGUUGUAUCUUGUAAAAAAACAAUUCUAUCUAAUAUUUGAAUGUUUUAGAUUUUAUUUUUGGAGGAAAAAAGAGAUAUUAACAAAUGUCCCAUGUAGCCGUUCAUAUUCCGAUGGACGUCCUGACGCUUGCUCGUACACAGUAAACGCUGCUGUAGCUGCAUGGACGCACUGCUUGUGCUCUUUCUGUUGCUUUCAUUUCAGUAUUUCGCACCUCCAUCGCCAUCAAACUGAGGAUGGUGGAAGUUAACAUCAGGUCUCGUAUGUUACGCUUAGGUCGAGUGUUGGAGUGAAAAGUAACAUUUCAUGUAAAAUGUAAAAAACAAAACUAGCUACUGUAAAUCUAACCGCAGAGAGGGGGAAAUACUUGAGUGUCCAGCUGCUGUUGUGAAGAUCAUUUGAGAAGCUUUACACUAAAAUAAAGAACCCUGAGCGUGUGCAGCGACAGCCCUCUAACUCUGGUACUUGGAUUGUCCUGAAAUCGUGUAUUAGGAGUGAGUGUGAGGUGAUGGAUUAUGUAGCAUCUUUUACUGAGUGUGGGUUCAUGCACAGGUUCUUCUUUACAAAGAUGACGAUGUCACGACUUUUACACUGAAUGUUACAGUCGGCAACAAUUUAAAAAAAA